Alnus glutinosa is the source of this 1832-nucleotide messenger RNA. Its product is annotated as linamarin synthase 2-like. NCBI's taxonomy places the organism in Eukaryota, Viridiplantae, Streptophyta, Magnoliopsida, Fagales, Betulaceae. The record is from RefSeq and is a predicted model, not a curated record. Gene Ontology annotation, molecular function: UDP-glycosyltransferase activity. The transcript has 2 exons. The coding region runs from base 60 to 1505 and encodes 481 amino acids.
GGAUUUGUGCAUACAAAGCUAGGUAAUUAGCUAUCACAAGCCCUUGAAAUUUGCUAAAGAUGGGUUCAGUUGAAGCCAGUAAACCCCAUGCAGUAUGCGUCCCUUACCCAGCACAAGGGCACGUCACCCCCAUGAUGCGAUUAGCCAAGCUCCUACACUCGAGGGGCUUCCACAUAACCUUUGUCAACACCGAGUUCAAUAACAUGCGCCUAAUCCGGUCCAAUGGCCCCGACUACAUAAAGGGCCUAUCGGAUUUCCGGUUUGAAACUAUACCGGAUGGGUUGCCACCGUCCGAUCGGGAUGCAACCCAAGAUGUCCCAGCCCUAUGUGAUUCCACAAGAAGGAAUUGUUUGGCCCCGUUUAAAGAGCUUGUGCUCAAGCUUAACUCCUUGUCUAAAGUGCCUCCGGUCACUUGCAUAGUUUCGGAUGGAGUUAUGGGUUUUGGAAGUAAAGCUGCAAAAGAGUUAGGCAUCCCAGAAGUUCAAUUUUGGACUGCUUCAGCUUGUGGCUUUAUGGGAUAUCUCAGCUACAGUGAAUUCAUCAAAAGAGGCAUCGUUCCAUUCAAAGACGAAAGCUUCAAAGAUGACGGCACACUUGACACACCAAUCAAGUGGAUUACAGGCAUGAAAAACAUCCGACUCAAGGACCUCCCUAGCUUCAUUAGAACCACUGAUACUAAUGAAAUCAUGUUCGAUUUUCUUGGAUCAGAAGCACGAAAUUGCUUGAAUUCUUCUGCACUCAUCUUCAACACAUUUGAUGAGUUUGAGUAUGAAGUACUAGAAGCAAUUUCAACUGUGUUCCCUCGCAUUUACAAUAUAGGUCCGCUUCCUUUACUAGGCCGGCAUGUACCCGAUAGCCAACUCAAGUCCUUAAGUUCAAGCUUAUGGAAAGAAGAUUCAAAAUGUCUCCAAUGGCUUGAUGAAAGGGAAUCCAAAUCUGUUGUGUAUGUAAACUAUGGUAGUAUUACCGUGAUGACCGAACAACAUUUGAAAGAGUUUGCAUGGGGGCUUGCAAAUAGCAAGCACCCUUUUUUGUGGAUUGUUAGGCCAGACGUGGUAAUGGGAGAUUCAGCAAUUCUGCCUAAAGAAUUUUUUGAGGAGACUAAGGAUAGGGGAUUGCUAGUAAGUUGGUGCCCACAAGACCAAGUGCUAGCACACCCAUCAAUAGGUGUUUUCCUAACACACUGUGGAUGGAACUCUACUAUUGAAAGCAUAUGUGGUGGUGUGCCGGUUAUUUGCUGGCCAUUUUUCGCUGAGCAACAAACAAAUUGUCGGUACGCAUGUACCACCUGGGGAAUUGGCACGGAGGUCAACCACGAUGUAAAACGUGAUGAGAUUGAAGCACUUGUUAAAGAAAUGAUGGAAGGGGAUAAAGGGAAGGCAAUGAGGCAAAAUGCACAAGAAUGGAAGAAGAAAGCAGUGGAAGCUACUGAUAUUGGAGGUUCAUCUUACAAGAGUUUUGAAAGGUUAAUUGAGGAGGCUAUCCAUGGUCCAUAUGGUAACUAAAUAGUAUAACUACUUUAAGCGUAGCUACCAUGGUCCCAGUGACGGAGUACAAGCAAUGAGUCGUUAUUAUUUGCCCACAGUAGUUUAUUACAUUAAGUCAAGUACUAUUAGUUGUCAACGGCAACAAUAGGAAAAUAAUUAAGAGAAGAAGUCCAUUCCAACAUGGGUUCAAUGCCAACUACAAGAAGUGGAGAACUGCAGUUCCAGACAUAGCCUUAAUGUUUUAUUAUUUUACAAGGAAGUCUAGUAGCAGCUAGUUGGGAGUUAUCAUUCGAUUAUAUUAGUCUAUUAGUUGUUCUCUUAUUAUCUAUUUAUUUUAUUGAAUAA